AUGGGACAGAAUGACAGCUCUGUGGUUGAGUUCAUCCUGUUAGGCUUUUCUCACCUCCAUGAACUCCAAGUACACAUGUUUGGAGCUUUCUUAGUUAUUUAUCUGGUGACUCUGACAGGAAAUGCCACCAUUGUUACUGUCAUCUUUCUGGACCACAGCCUACAUAUCCCCAUGUACUUGUUCCUGCAGAACUUGUCUGUGGUGGAAGCAAGCUUCAGCACAGCCAUUAUGCCUGAGAUGCUGGUGGUCCUGACUAGAGAGAAAGCGACCAUUUCCUUUGGGGGCUGUUUUGCACAGAUGUAUUUCAUUCUUCUCUUUGGUGGGACUGAGUGUUUUCUCCUGGGGGCAAUGGCUUAUGAUCAAUUUGCUGCAAUCUGCCACCCUCUGACCUACCCAGUCAUUAUGAGCAAAAGGAUCUUUGUGAAAUUGGUGAUGUCCUCAUGGGUCUUGGGCAUCAUGACAGCUACUGUGGAGGUCACAUGGGUGUUUAGCUUCCCCUUCUGUGGUCCUAGUAAAAUUAAUCAUAUAUCAUGUGAAACCCCAGCAGUGCUGGAGCUUGUCUGUGCAGAUACCUUCCUGUUUGAAGUCUAUUCCUUCACAGGUACCAUGUUGAUUGUCAUGAUCCCCUUCCUAUUAAUACUCUUGUCUUAUACUCGAAUUCUCUUCACCAUCCUGAGGAUGCCAUCCACUACAGGGAGGCAGAAGGCCUUUUCCACGUGUGCCUCUCAUCUCACCUCUGUCACCCUCUUCUAUGGCACAGCAUGCAUGAGUUAUUUGCAGCCUAAAUCCAAGUACUCACCAGACACCAAGAAACUGAUGUCAUUGGCUUACUCUCUGCUCACCCCUCUGCUGAAUCCACUUAUCUACAGCCUGAGAAACAAGGAGAUAAAAAGGGCUGUGAUAAAAUUAUGCCAAAGAAAAGUGAUUUUGUUACUUGCUGAGAAGCCAUUUGAGAUUUGGAAACCACCCAAAGAAAUGUAA
Mus caroli (Ryukyu mouse) is the source of this 981-nucleotide messenger RNA. Its product is annotated as olfactory receptor 10A3-like. Gene Ontology annotation, molecular function: olfactory receptor activity; G protein-coupled receptor activity. Gene Ontology annotation, biological process: G protein-coupled receptor signaling pathway. Gene Ontology annotation, cellular component: membrane. The record is from RefSeq and is a predicted model, not a curated record. Lineage: Eukaryota; Metazoa; Chordata; Mammalia; Rodentia; Muridae.